CAAGACAUCCUAUUCAGUUCUCUGAAAGGGAGAGGAGACAGGCUCUGUGGAAAUUCAUCUCCACUGUCAGAACUGUUCAGAGCUCCAGGACAUAUUUUUACUCAUAGAGGGAUGAAGUUAGGAAAAGGUCCCUGGAAUGGUGACAGCUUCUGUGUGUCCAGAGAAGCCCGGUGGUCCACAGGCAGCCAUGGGGCUGCUGAGCGGGGAUACACUGUUCCCUGUGGCCAUGGCCGUGGCCGUCUUCCUGCUCCUGGUGGACCUGAUGCACCGGCGCCAACGCUGGGCUGCUCGCUACCCGCCUGGCCCCAUGCCAGUGCCCGGGCUGGGCAACCUGCUGCAGCUGGACUUCCAGGACCUGCUGGCGUGCUGCCAAAAGCUGCGGGGCCGCUUUGGGGAUGUGUUCAGCCUGCAGCUGGUCUGGAAGCCAGUGGUCAUACUCAAUGGGCUGGCAGCUGUGCGCGAGGCACUGGUGAACCACAGUGAGGACACCGCUGACCGGCCACCCAUGCCCAUCUAUGAGCACCUGGGCCUUGGGCCGCGUUCUCAAGGGAUGGUCCUGGCACACUACGGACCCGCCUGGCGUGAGCUGCGCCGCUUCACUGUGUCCACCCUGCGCAACUUUGGCCUGGGCAAAAAGUCACUGGAGCAGCGGGUGACUGAGGAGGCCGCCUGCCUCUGUGCCGCCUUUGCCAACCAGGAUGGACACCCCUUCAGGCCCAACGCCCUCUUGAAUAAAGCCACGUGCAAUGUGAUGGCCUCUCUCGUCUAUGGACGCCGCUUCGAGUAUGAUGACCCGCACUUGGGCAGACUGCUGGAGCUGCUGGAGGAAAUGUUGAAGGAAGAGUCUGGCAUUGUGCCCAAGGUGCUGAACUCGGUCCCCAUCCUCCUGCGCAUCCCAGGCCUGCCGGGCAAGGUCUUCCCUGGGCAUAAGGCCUUCGUGGAUCUGCUGGACGAGCUGCUGACCGAGUACAGGAUGGCCUGGGACCCAGCCCAGCCACCCCGAGACCUGACUGACACCUUCCUGACCGAGAUGGAGAAGGCCAAGGGGAACCCUACGAGCACCUUCCAUAACGGGAACCUGCACAUGGUUAUGGGUGACCUGUUCACAGCAGGGAUGAUGACCACUUCGACCACGCUGGCCUGGGCCCUGCUGCUCAUGAUCCUGCACCCGGAUGUGCAGCGCCAAGUGCACCAGGAGAUCGAUGAAGUGAUCGGGCAGGGGCGGCGCCCAGAGAUGGGGGACCAGGCCCGCCUGCCCUUCACCAACGCCGUGAUUCACGAGGUGCAGCGCUUUGGGGACAUUGCUCCAUUGGGUUUGCCCCACAUGACGCUCCGUGACACUGAGGUGCAGGGCUUCCUCAUCCCCAAGGGGACAAUGAUCAUUGCCAACCUGUCAUCUGUGCUGAAGGAUGAGACCGUCUGGGAGAAGCCCUUCCGCUUCCACCCCGAACACUUCCUGGACACUGAGGGCCACUUUGUGAAGCACGAGGCCUUCAUGCCAUUCUCAGCAGGCCGUCGCGCAUGCCUUGGGGAGCCCCUGGCCCGCAUGGAGCUCUUCCUCUUCUUCACCUGCCUCCUGCAGUGCUUCAGCUUCUCAGUGCCUGAAGGGCAGCCCCAGCCCAGUGACUAUGGGCCCUUUAAUGUCCUGGUGAUCCCAUCUCCCUACCAGCUCUGCGCUCUGCACCGCUAAAGGGGGCACCAAAUCCCCACUCACACCCAAGCUGGUACCUAGAUAUACAAUGAACCAUUUUGCCAGCUCCAGCCUGGCAACUGGAGAAUCCCCAGCCUGUCCUGGGGCUUCAGCAGCCUCCCCAGGGACGUCUCCCAUUCCCUACCUUAUCUAUUCUCAACUGUAAAAAACAAAGGGAUAGACUGAUCUAUUUUCUAGGGUAAGGUUUGUAACUGCAUGACUUAAGUCAUACAUUUAAAAGGAUUUCUAACCAAAGGACAAAUAGUCAAUUAAAAAUAAAAUUUGCACUUGGGUAUGAAUGACUCUGUAUAAACACUUUAAGUGGGCCAGUCUGUUUGUUGGGCUGGUAUCUCGUUCUUACAAGAUCAAAAAAUUAAAACAAUAGGGCUCGUUUUUGUUGUUCCCAGUCCUCCGUCUGAUCUGUCCGUAGCACAUGAUCAUACGUAAAAGGUUUUUUCCU
Molecule: messenger RNA, 2150 nt
Organism: Heterocephalus glaber (naked mole-rat)
Lineage: Eukaryota; Metazoa; Chordata; Mammalia; Rodentia; Bathyergidae
Source: RefSeq, a predicted model, not a curated record